AUGGUCCAGGACCAGAGUGAGCUGAGUCUAAUGGUCCAGGACCAGAGUGAGCUGAGUCUAAUGGUCCAGGACCAGAGUGAGCUGAGUCUAAUGGUCCAGGACCAGAGUGAGCUGAGUCUAAUGGUCCAGGACCAGAGUGAGCUGAGUCUAAUGGUCCAGGACCAGAGUGAGCUGAGUCUAAUGGUCCAGGACCAGAGUGAGCUGAGUCUAAUGGUCCAGGACCAGAGUGAGCUGAGUCUAAUGGUCCAGGACCAGAGGUGGUACUGCAAGUCAGCGCACGUGCUCAUGGACCGAGACCAGGGCGGGUCUUACCUGAACAUGUCUCCCAGGCCUUUGAGGACCCCCUUCUUGGGUUUCUUCUCCUCGCUCUUCUUCUUCUUGCUGGUGCUGGUGUUGUUGCUGGUGCUGGUGUUGAUGGUCUGCCCCUCGUCUCUGGAGGCGCUGCUCAGGAAAGGAUCUUUAUGGUUAUGGUGUUGGAUAAAUGUGGUUCUGAAUGUGGUUCUGAAUGUGGUUCUGAAUGUGGUUCUGAAUGUGGUUCUGAAUGUGAAUGUGGUUCUGAAUGUGGUUCUGAAUGUGGUUCUAAAUGUGGUUCUAAAUGUGGUUCUGAAUGUGGUUCUAAAUGUGGUUCUGAAUGUGGUUCUGAAUGUGGUUCUGAAUGUGAAUGUGGUUCUGAAUGUGAAUGUGGUUCUGAAUGUGGUUCUGAAUGUGGUUCUAAAUGUGGUUCUAAAUGUGGUUCUGAAUGUGGUUCUAAAUGUGGUUCUGAAUGUGGUUCUGAAUGUGGUUCUGAAUGUGAAUGUGGUUCUGAAUGUGGUUCUGAAUGUGGUUCUAAAUGUGGUUCUGAAUGUGGUUCUGAAUGUGGUUCUGAAUGUGGUUCUAAAUGUGGUUCUGAAUGUGGUUCUGAAUGUGGUUCUGAAUGUGAAUGUGGUUCUGAAUGUGGUUCUGAAUGUGGUUCUAAAUGUGGUUCUGAAUGUGGUUCUGAAUGUGAAUGUGGUUCUAAAUGUGGUUCUGAAUGUGGUUCUAAAUGUGGUUCUGAAUGUGGUUCUGAAUGUGGUUCUGAAUGUGAAUGUGGUUCUGAAUGUGGUUCUAAAUGUGGUUCUAAAUGUGGUUCUGAAUGUGGUUCUAAAUGUGGUUCUGAAUGUGGUUCUGAAUGUGGUUCUGAAUGUGAAUGUGGUUCUGAAUGUGGUUCUAAAUGUGGUUCUAAAUGUGGUUCUGAAUGUGGUUCUGAAUGUGGUUCUGAAUGUGGUUCUAAAUGUGGUUCUGAAUGUGGUUCUGAAUGUGGUUCUAAAUGUGGUUCUGAAUGUGGUUCUAAAUGUGGUUCUGAAUGUGGUUCUGAAUGUGAAUGUGGUUCUGAAUGUGGUUCUGAAUGUGGUUCUAAAUGUGGUUCUGAAUGUGGUUCUGAAUGUCAAUGUGGUUCUAAAUGUGGUUCUGAAUGUGGUUCUAAAUUUGGUUCUGAAUGUGGUUCUGAAUGUGAAUGUGGUUCUGAAUGUGGUUCUAAAUGUGGUUCUGAAUGUGAAUGUGGUUCUGAAUGUGGUUCUGAAUGUGAAUGUGGUUCUGAAUGUGAAUGUGGUUCUGAAUGUGGUUCUGAAUGUGGUUCUAAAUGUGGUUCUGAAUGUGGUUCUGAAUGUGAAUGUGGUUCUAAAUGUGGUUCUGAAUGUGGUUCUAAAUGUGGUUCUGAAUGUGGUUCUGAAUGUGGUUCUGAAUGUGGUUCUGAAUGUGAAUGUGGUUCUGAAUGUGGUUCUAAAUGUGGUUCUGAAUGUGAAUGUGGUUCUGAAUGUGGUUCUGAAUGUGAAUGUGGUUCUGAAUGUGGUUCUAAAUGUGCCGUGGCAGCUGGAGCAGAACGAUAUCUGGAGGCGACACAUUUGA
Knipowitschia caucasica is the source of this 1863-nucleotide messenger RNA. Lineage: Eukaryota; Metazoa; Chordata; Actinopteri; Gobiiformes; Gobiidae. The record is from the annotation of a GenBank genome assembly.